AAUCAGUUUCUUUUAUUUUCAAAUUCUAAUAAGAAAUCAAUGAAUUUUAUUAAACGUGGGGCUUUUCUUUGAUAAGUAAGAGAGAGAGAAAAACAUGUUGCUCCUUCUGCUGCUUGUGGGAACGGCCACUGCAGUGCCUCUACUCAGUCAUGAUCCCAUGGAAAAUCCAGAUUUGUUUGGAGGAGAUAUGGUGGGGGUCGAUCCGAAUGAUAAAAAUGCGAUUCCAGGAUUUCAAUUGAGAUGGCCUGCAGGAGACGUUGCUUAUGUAAUUGACCCUUCACUAGAGAAGCACACAGCUUUAAUCUUGGAAGCCAUGAAAGAUUAUGAAACCAAAUCAUGUGUCAGAUUCAUAAAAAGAACUUUGGAAAGAAAUUACAUCCGCUUGUUUACAGGACAAGGGUAAGGCUUUC
Messenger RNA from Parasteatoda tepidariorum (common house spider), 410 nucleotides. The record is from RefSeq and is a predicted model, not a curated record. NCBI's taxonomy places the organism in Eukaryota, Metazoa, Arthropoda, Arachnida, Araneae, Theridiidae.